GAAGGCGGCGCGUGCGGCUGGGAACGCGGAGCGGACGGGUUCGAUUCAACGGGGUUUCGGGCCGCGCUAUGGAGCAGGUCAGCGAGCUGAAAGAGAAAGGCAACAAGGCCCUGAGCGCCGGCAACAUUGAUGAUGCCCUGCGGUGCUACUCGGAGGCCAUCAAGCUGGACCCCCAGAACCACGUGCUCUACAGCAACCGCUCUGCCGCCUACGCCAAGAAGGGGGACUACCAGAAGGCCUACGAGGACGGCUGCAAGACCGUUGACUUGAAGCCUGACUGGGGCAAGGGCUACUCGCGGAAAGCAGCAGCUCUUGAGUUCUUAAACCGAUUUGAAGAAGCCAAGCGAACCUAUGAGGAAGGUUUGAAACACGAAGCAAAUAAUCCUCAGCUCAAAGAGGGUCUGCAGAAUAUGGAGGCCAGGCUGGCAGAGAGGAAGUUCAUGAACCCUUUCAACAUGCCCAAUCUGCACCAGAAGUUAGAGAGCGAUCCUAGGACCAGGACGCUUCUCAGUGACCCCACCUACCGGGAGCUGAUAGAGCAGCUGCGGAACAAGCCGGCAGACCUGGCCACGAAACUACAAGAUCCCCGGAUCAUGACCACUCUCAGUGUUCUCCUUGGAGUGGAUCUGGGCAGCAUGGAGGAAGAGGAAGAGGUGGCAACGCCCCCACCACCACCACCUCCCAAAAAGGAGCCCAGACCAGAGCCGAUGGAAGAAGAUCUCCCAGAGAACAAGAAACAGGCGCUGCGGGAGAAGGAGCUGGGGAACGACGCCUACAAGAAGAAGAACUUCGAGGCGGCCCUGAAGCACUAUGACCUGGCCAGGGGCCUGGACCCCACCAACAUGACGUACAUCACCAACCAAGCCGCCGUCUACUUCGAGAAGGGCGACUACAACAAGUGCCGGGAGCUCUGUGAGAAGGCCAUCGAGGUGGGGCGAGAGAACCGGGAAGACUACCGCCAGAUUGCCAAAGCUUACGCUCGAAUUGGCAACUCCUACUUCAAGGAAGAAAAGUACAAGGAUGCCAUCCAUUUCUUUAACAAGUCUCUGGCGGAGCACCGAACCCCAGAUGUGCUCAAGAAAUGCCAGCAGGCAGAGAAAAUCCUGAAGGAGCAAGAGCGGCUAGCCUACAUAAACCCUGACCUGGCCCUGGAAGAGAAGAACAAAGGCAACGAGUGUUUCCAGAAAGGGGACUAUCCUCAGGCCAUGAAGCAUUAUACAGAAGCCAUCAAAAGGAACCCACGGGAUGCCAAAUUGUACAGCAACCGAGCCGCCUGCUACACCAAACUCCUGGAGUUCCAGCUGGCGCUCAAGGACUGCGAGGAGUGCAUCCAGCUGGAGCCCGCCUUCAUCAAGGGUUACACGCGGAAGGCGGCUGCCCUUGAGGCCAUGAAGGACUACACAAAGGCCAUGGACGUCUACCAGAAGGCGCUGGAGCUAGACUCUGGCUGCAAGGUGGGCACUCCGCCGCCCAGAGCCUCGCCAGCUCUUCCCCCGGCUCCAUUUCUUCCCAUGCCUCGACUCAUCCUGGAGCAGAUGCAGAAGGACCCCCAGGCGCUCAGCGAACACCUCAAGAACCCGGUGAUCGCACAGAAGAUUCAGAAGCUGAUGGACGUGGGGCUGAUUGCGAUUCGGUGAUGACUCGCUCGCCCCUUCCCUUCGCCCUCAUGUGCGAAGAGGAGCUGGGACCGCGCCGGCAGCGCGGAGCGGAGGGGAGAGGGAGAGGGAGACCGCGGCCCGUCGCCUAUUUAUGCACACCCACGGGAAGCCCGGGACUCGGCUCUGGUCUCGCGCGGCCGCUGCCUCCGGGCCUCCCGCGCACGCAUGGUCUCUUCACUGCUGCCCUCAACUCCGUGCCCCUUCCCUGCCUCAGUCGCUGUCCUGGCUGCUCCUCCAUAGUUGGUUAUUUUUUAUUUGGGGCAGUGGGCAUGUCCAGGGAGGGAGGGUGUUUUCCGACCCCCGGUCCCAGCUGUCUUCACAUUGGUAAUCCACGUCCUCUUCUCCAAUAAAGCCAGUCGGGCGUGGUUUCGUGUUGCCUUGA
Messenger RNA from Carlito syrichta (Philippine tarsier), 2040 nucleotides. RefSeq names its product stress induced phosphoprotein 1 (gene STIP1). Lineage: Eukaryota; Metazoa; Chordata; Mammalia; Primates; Tarsiidae. Bases 69 to 1637 code for a protein of 522 amino acids. Gene Ontology annotation, molecular function: Hsp90 protein binding. The record is from RefSeq and is a predicted model, not a curated record. The transcript has 14 exons.